AUGGUUGUAAUUUCUAGGAAACAUCUUGCAAAGAGGACGCGUUCGCACUCCCAAUCCAACUUCCAAUCGCCAUCCCCUGCGACGGCGGCGGCUAAGGCGGCGGCGGCGGCAGUGACAACAGUGGCGAUGGCACAUGGGCGGAGGGCGCAGCGCUCGCUGACGGCCCUCGCAUGGCUCGCAAGGUGGCUCGCCAUGCCUUUUGAGUUGACUCAGAAGUCACCUCGCCUCACAGGGCGCCUUGCACGCCUUGCAUGGCUCGCAGGAUGGCUCGCCGCCGGCCUGCUCGCGCCGCUUGUGAAGGCCAACGUUGUUCCGCUCGAACCCACUCAAGUGCAAUUCCUGAACGACUCGCAGGCGGCGUGGAGGUACGUGAAGUUCCCGGGCUUGGAGGACCCCAAACCCGACUGCGUCCCGCUUGCUGCGCUCGACAUCACUUGCAACGCGCACGGCAUGAUUGAUCACCUGUUGCUGGGGAACCAGAUUCUGGGAGGGCCCAUUCCGCAGUCAAUCAGCAACCUCAGGAACUUAACCUGGCUAGGUCUCUCCUCGAGCCAACUUUCAGGCAGCAUCCCGGCAGGCAUCGGUGAUCUCAUUCACAUGGUGUACAUUUCUGCAACAAUUGCCCUGCCCCUGCACCCACUGCUUCCUCGCACGUUCUGCCCUGUCAUGCCUCUGCUGCCCCCUG
Molecule: messenger RNA, 685 nt
Organism: Closterium sp. Naga37s-1
Lineage: Eukaryota; Viridiplantae; Streptophyta; Zygnematophyceae; Desmidiales; Closteriaceae
Source: the annotation of a GenBank genome assembly